AUGGCUCCCGCAGUCACUGAAACGACAGAGUCUACCAUUCCAAUCAGGGAGCAUAUCACGUCCCAAAAGGGCCUCAAGAAGACACCUCUCAAAUACAGCGGUGCCCUCGAUGUGUAUGAGCACUUUGAUCUGACCCCAACCAUCGGCCGAGAAUAUCCUACCGCCAGGGUUACAGAGAUCUUGCGAGCUCCUAAUUCAGAUGACCUUCUUCGUGAUCUUGCCUAUACUAUAUCCUCCCGCGGCGUCGUAUUCUUCCGAAAGCAAGAUGACGUGACCGACGAAAUACAAAAGGAACUUAACCAGCGACUGGGUGAACUGGCCGGAAAGCCCAAGACCUCUGGCCUGCAUAUCCACCCCAUCGCCAACUCUAGUCGCGAAGAGGGUACGAAGGACGACGAAAUCAGUGUCAUCAGCUCUAAACAGCGCGAGAAGCUUUACAAUCAUCGCAAUGCACGUUCCCAAAGCGCUAGGAUUGAAUGGCACAGUGAUAUCACUUUUGAACCUAUUCCCAGUGACUAUACCAGUCUACGAUUGACCGUACUUCCAAAGACGGGUGGUGAUACUUUAUGGGCCUCCGGCUACGAGGUAUAUGAUCGCAUCUCUCCUCCAUACCAAAAGUUCUUGGAAGGCCUUACUGCAACUUAUGCACAACCAAAAUUCGAGGAAGUUGCACGAGACAAGAAUUUUGAACUUCAUCCGGGACCCCGUGGUGCGCCCGAAAAUGUUGGCAACAUACUACGAGCCGUGCACCCUGUAAUUCGUACAAAUCCAGUCACAGGCUGGAAAAGUGUUUUUGCAGUAGGAACUCAUUGCCAGAAGGUGAAUGGCCUCUCCCAGGAAGAAAGCGCCCAUCUUCUCAAGUGGUUUGUUGACCUCAUUGUUGAGUCCCAUGACUUGCAAGUGCGCUUCCGUUGGCAGAAUCCUAAUGACAUUGCAAUCUGGGAUAACAGAUCAGUGUACCAUGCCGCUACGUGGGAUAUUGAUGGCCAGGGUCCACGAUCUGGCCAUCGCGUUGUCAGCCUUGGUGAAAGACCCUACUUUGAUCCUGAGAGUACUGGAAGACGAGAGGCUUUGUUCGGUUAA
This is a messenger RNA of Talaromyces marneffei, 1083 nucleotides long. RefSeq lists its product as uncharacterized. The transcript has 4 exons. Gene Ontology annotation, molecular function: 2-oxoglutarate-dependent dioxygenase activity. Gene Ontology annotation, cellular component: cytoplasm. The record is from RefSeq and is a predicted model, not a curated record. The coding region runs from base 1 to 1083 and encodes 360 amino acids. Lineage: Eukaryota; Fungi; Ascomycota; Eurotiomycetes; Eurotiales; Trichocomaceae.